UAUCUGUUGUCUCCCCAGCUGUACUGGGACAUGCUAAUGGCCACGUGCUCCUCGAUGGCUUGGAGUCACAAGAAUCGGAAUAUAGUAUUGAACCUCAAGCAAUUCCUUCCAGUAUCACUUGGAGGAGAGAGAUCCCUCAAGUAAUUUUGUCUGAGCAUUCUGAUGUGGUUGAAAACAUCCGCAAGUCUGAUGAGAAUCAAGUUGUGGUGCUGCUCUCUCCGCAUGUCUUUCUCACCAUGGUGUGGUUGUACAAGCAGAAAUUGAAAGGGAAUUCAGGCCAAAAUAUAGGUGACAGCUCCGAAAGCUUUAGGAUGACAAUUCUGGAGAAGCCGCUUGAGAAGAGAGCCACACUUGUUGUCAUUGGGCUGGAUGCUUACACAAGCCCAGAAGAGCAGUGCAGUCCUGUGAAAAUGCAGCAGAAUGCUGACAGUGGCCGGGAGGAUGACUCGGAGUCCUGGGUCAGCAUGGAGCUUGGCUUGACGUGCGCAGAUGUGAAUGAGGUGCAGGUAGCUCUACAGCUACAAACAUACACAACGGUUCGGUUCUUAGAGGACUGGCACAAGUUUGCCGGUUAUAUUGCAACACUCACAAAGGCAAUAGCUCAAGCCCCUUUCAAGAAACACACUGAGAACGUGACCUUUUCUUUCUGUCCCGAUGGCACCUGGUCCAGUGGUGUGAAGGUGGACAAGGAUGGAAAAGGCCUUUUGAAGCUGUGGAAGAAACAGCUGCAGCAACUCAACAGGAUUACGAGGCCGGUAGCAGUAGCUAUAGCAGACGCGUACCCCACUCCAAAAUUGCUUUUACAGGCUUAUAGGGAUUGUCUCACAGAGUGGGAGAAACAGAAUCUUCUAGCUGAAAUUAAAGUGAACGCUGGAGGGAAACGAGUCGACCGAAGGAUUGGACCAGAUAUAUCCCGCAGAAGCCAAAGCACUUGAUGGCCUUUAUGACAACCAAAGCAGCUACAAACAUCUAAGAUCAGUAAGUCAAACCAUGAACAAGUUGCCAUUGUGUUACGGACAGUCUUAAGAACUGUUUGGUGCUGAGUCUGAAUUGCUGAGUUAUAAUCAUGGACUGGAUUAAUGCUGAUGUAUAGAUAAGGUCUGGUUGGAGUUUAAUUCCAUGAUACACUGUUUUAAAAUUAUUCAUAUACCAGCAAUAUUUAUAUUUCCUUCAAUGCUGCAUUAGUGCAGUUUACUGUAAUUUGUACACUUAACUGUUUUUAAACAUUUUAGUAUCAAAUUGGCAUACUAAAUUAUACUUCACAAUGUAUUUAAGGUAAAAUAAUCAAUGUUUGAUACAUUUCUUAAUUUUUGCAAAGUGGCAAACUGAGAAAAGGUCAUAAUAGUGCAAGAAACUGCACAAAUUAAAUGGCUAAGUAAAUUAUUAAGUAAGUGACACUAAAAGCAUAACGGCAAUUGAAACAUAUUCUAAUGUUAGUGCAGGUAAGAAUAAAACCUUGUGCAUCACUUUAGUUUGGCUCUCUUCCCUUCUCAGGUUAAUACUGUCUUAUUGCUAUGGUUUUGAAGCCUAUUGUUACCAAUUAUAGAAUCUUACAGCACAGGAGGCCACUCGGCCCAUCGUGCCUAUGU
This is a messenger RNA of Callorhinchus milii (elephant shark), 1589 nucleotides long. RefSeq names its product crossover junction endonuclease EME1 (gene eme2). The coding region runs from base 237 to 935 and encodes 232 amino acids. Gene Ontology annotation, molecular function: nuclease activity; DNA binding. Lineage: Eukaryota; Metazoa; Chordata; Chondrichthyes; Chimaeriformes; Callorhinchidae. Gene Ontology annotation, biological process: resolution of meiotic recombination intermediates; replication fork processing; mitotic intra-S DNA damage checkpoint signaling. The transcript is spliced from 8 exons. The record is from RefSeq and is a predicted model, not a curated record. Gene Ontology annotation, cellular component: nucleus; Holliday junction resolvase complex.